Adineta ricciae is the source of this 1578-nucleotide messenger RNA. NCBI's taxonomy places the organism in Eukaryota, Metazoa, Rotifera, Eurotatoria, Adinetida, Adinetidae. The record is from the annotation of a GenBank genome assembly.
AUGUCAAAUACAACAACACCCACGACAAGUAUCAAUGGAAAUGAAUCCGUGAGUCUACCAUUCGGUCGACUUGAGUCAGCUCAAUUUGGAACAUACGAUAUCUGGCAAGAGAAAACAGUAGUUGGGAAGAAAACGAACCAUCAUGAUGUUGAUGUAAAUAUGGGUUCAGGAUCUGUUGUGUCCCGUUCUCACUUUGAAUUGAUACUUCUCAAUGGAACCGAUUUUCAAUUGAGAUGUCUUAGCAAGAAUGGUAUUUUUAUCAACAAUAAUUACACAAAAGAUUCGUCAGUCACUCUUCUACCUAAGCAAUGCACAUUUCGAUUUCCAAGCACUGACAUGUGUAUUUCCUUUUCAUCAUUAACUAAUAAUAACAAUACAGCAACUAGUAGUAAUACCAUUAAUCGCACGUCGCCUGAAAGUAUUUCACGUCACGUCUCUACAGAUGCAGUACAGCAGCAACAGCAACGCUUGUCAACAUCAUCAGCAACAUCAAUUCCUAUUGAUAUCACUAAUCCAUCUUCCACAUCGUCAUUAUUACUUCAAUCAGUUCCAAAUGUAACACCGCAACAACAGGUGAUUCUGGUCGCUGUCAAUCAGCAUCCGCAACGAACAGUUAGUCAUGAAACAAAUAACAAUAAUCUGCUCCCGUUAAGUCUUAACAUACCAAGUUCAACUUCAUCGUUACUACCAACGGUUAGAAGUAAUGGACAAGUGAAAACACACUAUGAAAAUCCAACAACUGUGAAUAUCGCCUCGAACAAUUUAUUGAUCGGUUCUUCCAUUUCAUCGUGCUCGACGAGUCCGAAGAAUAUUAACAGUGAUAUAAAUGAAAACCAUCCAUUAGUGAGUUCUCCUAUCAUUCAACGACUUCCAUCAUCAGGGUUGGAUGUGAGCCAACAAGACCACGAUAACAAUAGUUCCAAAAAUGGUGCGAAACCUCCAUUUUCAUACGCACAGUUAAUAGUUCAAGCAAUUCUAUCUGCACCUGAUAAACAAAUGACGCUAAGUCAAAUUUAUAAUUUCAUAUCAGCGCAAUAUCCAUACUAUGAAGCAAAUAAUCGUGGUUGGCAAAAUUCCAUUCGACACAAUCUCAGUCUGAAUCGUUAUUUCAUCCGUUUGGCUCGAAAAGAAAACGAGUCUGGUAAAGGAAGUUUUUGGCGUUUAGAUGAAACAUGCGAAGAAAAAUUAAUUGAUCACGCUUUUCGUCAUCGAAAGCAACGUGGCAAUUCUAUUUCAUGCAAUUCAUCAAAUGCCGAAUCAAAUCUGAAUAAAUCCGAUGACGCGCAUUCACCAACCACACAAUAUCAAAAUGACCAAGCAGACUUCUUAUUAGCUGAUAUGCCAACGAGCAAUCCGUCGACGCCAUUGUCGCCAAUGACGAGUCCAUUAGUUGGACAUAUGAUCGAAGCAAUCUCUCCGAUGAAACCUCCGGAAGAUAACAAGCGCAAACGCGACGAUGAUGAUGAUGGUGACGAUCUACGAAAUGAACAGCAAAUCGAAGAAUUAUUAAGUGAACUUACUGCAUCAGUUGACGAAUUAUGUAAACGACAGAAGACAGUGUCAGAAUCAUCGUCUUGA